AAUAUGUAAACGGUUCAGUCUAGAAAAUACACAUAUGUUUGUGGAAUUGUACUUUGUUGUUAAAUGUGAAUUUGACGACUUUAUUUCAAUACAUAUUAGUUAAUAUAACUUGGAAAAUAAAGUCUGAUCAAGGCAAGUUAUGAAGACUUCGGACCAUAGUUAUUUGCCCUUGACAGUAGACUUCUUCUGUCAUAGCAGACAAAAUGUAAUGGCCGCCAAUCGUACAUGGUUAUGGCAUUGAAUUGAUGCUCUCUGAUAGAUUCUGUGACGAGAUCCAGCCAGUUCUGAACACCUGCUUAUUUACUUCAAAUAUAUAAUGAAGAAAAGAGGGCUGUGGACAAAGCCCCAGUGAACAUCCAUCUGCAUGAUUUACCUCAUCGUUGGCUAUCAUGUAUUCAGAGUGGGCCCCGCUUCAACGGGAGAUUCAAUGUAACAAAGCCAACCAAAGUGUCCUACAGAAAUUCCCAGCAGCUGCUGGGAAAGAAAUAGUUUGUUCUGUUGUAAAACAUCUUGCAAAAAACUGCUCAACAUCAACAAUCGCUGUUGAUCUUGAGGAAGACAAAGAUGUAAAAUGGACAAUAGAGGUGCUUUGCUUUGGUCUCAGCCUACCAUUGACUGAGCAUGAAGCCAUUCGUGACUGUGUGAAUAUUUAUUGUGAUUGGUUGACAUCUCUGACAUCACCGCUAGAAAGUGUACCUAAACCUGUUAUUGAAAACCCCAACCUCUAUGCACGAGAAAUUAUCCAUCAUCUGCUGAACUUGUUUGUACCAAGAGUUGGAUCGAGUGUGGACCAUGUUAAACGCCAGUCAGCACAGUGUCAGCGAGUGUUGCGCAGUAUUGAAACUGUUGCUCUUGACUCAACUAUACUCACAAGAAGUACGUGGGAAACUAUGUUGAAGUUUCUUCUUGCUGCUAAUGAUAGCCUAUUAGCACCACCAGCUGAGAAAGAUGACAUUGGACUGAGCUCACCUGACAUUGCCGAACAUCUGUGUGAACGAGUCCUAAGUGUUCUUUUCGAGAUCUGGAUUUUAGCAUGUGCUCGAUGUUUUCCAUCCCCUUCCUUAUGGAAGACUUUCCGUAAUAUGUGUGUUGAUUGGCGCCAUCAUGAUGCCCUUGUCCAACAGUGGCAUCGCAUCAACCAUGCACUGUUAUCGCGUUUGCUCAAGAUCAUGUAUGGACCCAGUUAUCCUGAAUUACAAAUAUCUGAAGAAGAUUGCCAACUCAUACCUCCAGAAAUGACGAAUGACUGUAUAGCCCAAAGUUGGUUCCGUUUCUUACAUAUACUGCAGAACCCUGUCGACCUAUGCCAUCCAGAGAUUAUCAGCCAAACACCAAAAUUCAUUGAGAUGGUUUUGGCUUGUGCCAAUGUCAUUGACCCUUCUGAACAUGAAUGUUUGAAAUCUUUACCAGUUAUAUUUUUUCACUCCAUGCAUGGUAUAUCAGUUAUGGUCAAUGCCUUCCUUGGUAUUCCCCAGUGUACUAAGGAUUUAGCUACAACUACAUCUAAUACUCGAACUUCCAGCACAGCAUGUACUCCACCUGGUCAACGGAAACCACCCAUGAGACCUUUCUCUGCUGUCACAGCACCACUCACACAAAAAACUUCCUCCAAGUCUUCAUCAACAUCAUCUAAUUUAUGCAAAAUGGCUUCAUCGCUAACACCUUCAAUAGGCACAGGUCAACUCCUGUUGGACUGCAGUCUCACAAUGGCACCUAACCGUCCUCAAUGUAAUAGUAUUUUGAAUCUUUUUGGUGCCUGGCUUUUUGAAGCAGCUUUGGCUGGAGUUAUGUUGCAUUCAUGUCACAGUGAAACAGCCCAGAAACAAGAUAGACGGACCAAUUCUUUGAGUGAAAGUCGACAUAGCUCUUUAGCUGUGGACUACUGUUCAGAUAAGAACCGCAUUGCUGACAACACUUACGAAUGUGGACGGGCUGAAGCUUGUGGAACACUCUGCCGGAUAUUCUGUGCUCAUCGUACUGGUGAAGAAAUUCUACCAGUGUAUUAUGCUCGGUUCUACAUUACUAUGUAUUAUGGACUACAGACAGAUGAUAGCAUGAGUAACGAAGUGCUAUCAAGUAUCUUGUUUAAUUCUUGUGACCUCUUGCGAGUAGAUUUGGCAGGAGCUCAGAUUCUUGUUCCUGAUAUCCUAAAUGCUCUUGAAUUAGUUCUCAGUGAUUCUUCACAAAAAUUCAAACCUCGGGAAACGAUACCACUCGUUGAUCUUCGCAAAGCAUGUUUCCAUCUCUUGUUAUCAAUGUUAUGCUUACCACUUCACUUCAGGGAUCUUGAAAUCAAAGACAUAUUAUCUAGUCCUGAAAAUGGUGAUCGAAAAAUAUCAUUUAUUUCUCUUAAAUUCAAAAUAACUGAACUAUUACUUCGAGCAUUGCGCCAGGAAACAGAUGCGUCAAACACACAGAUGUUAUUAGGUGGUUUAAUGUUAUUGGUGCAGGACCUAGCACUGUGUGAGGAGGCUGAGUUCCAUUCUGUUCAGCCACAACACGAUAUCUGCUUGAAUGAUUCUGAUGUGUCUUCAGAUUUCUCUAAGAGUAGCAGCUUAUCUGGAGAGACAUCAGUUUUAGAGGGCUUUCAAAAGAUUCCUCCAGUGCAAAUGAAUGGCUUUGAGGAUUGCCAUGGCAGCAGAAACUUGCAUGGAACAAAGCUUUCCUCCAGUUCGGGAUCUUUCAUGUUCACAAAUAUCAGAUUUUGUGACACAGACACUGCUCACAGCUUGUUUGGUCAAGCCACUUCUUUAGUAUGUCACCAAUUAAUGUCUUCUUGGAAGACUGAUCUGAACACAGCACUGGCAGCAAUGGAACUUUUAUCAGGUCUUGCUAAAGUUCGAGUGAAACCACCCAAUGAAGGAAUGAGCAAGCGAACAGUGAAGUGGAUAUGUGAUUUUAUUAUGUAUCAGUGUAGCCGACCACCAACAGCACAUUCAAGAGACCUUCACUCUAGAAUUGUUGCAGCUUUCAAGUGCCUGAAGCUGUGGCUUGUUGAGCAUAGUAGCCUGCUGUAUGAUAAAGAAUGUCUACAUAAUGUCCUCGAAGUUGUGGAGCUUGGUAUUUCUGGUUCUAAAUCUCAGGAUAAAGAGGAUGACUCACAGACAGUAAAAAGUAAAGUAGAGAAGGAGUCCAAAUCUUCUUCGGCACUGAAGCAUCGAGCAACAGAUGAACCAAAAUACAAAGGAGAGAAACAGCUGAAGCCUAAAUCCAUGAGAGUUAAAGAUGCUGCUGAAGAAGUCCUUACGUGUAUUAUUGACCAAGUGGGAGCAUUUCCACCUCCAUGUGGCCCAGAAUCCUUGUUCUCUUUACUUGAUGAGCAGUCUCUUCUUAAAUAUGCUAAAAAUACUUCCUCACAUGACCAAGGUUCACCAUUCCGUUACUUUGUGCUUGAAAACUCAAUAAUUCUUGCACUCUUAGAACAGCCACUUGGAAACUUAGAAGAUCCAUUACCUACAGUAACAGCCCUCAUCCGUGGUCCUUUUGGACGACAUGCCUGGACUAUGCAACUUCGACACCAGCCACGCAAAGUAAUUAACAACUCCAAAGCUAAUGUUUCUCAGGUUCAACGACCGUUUCCCAUGGAGAAUGUUGGCUUUAAACACAAUGUAAAGCAUCGAUAUUUUCCUGAGAUUGUAGAAACAAUUCCUGCAACAAAAUUAGAAUUCAGCAUUCCAACUAUGGAGUCUAUUGUAACAGAGAAGACUUCAUCUGAACUUGAAGUUCUUCGACAGAUAAUAGACACACAAGUAGCUUUUGAAAAUAAUAUUGCUGAACAGGUCACUGAGAAGAGAAAACGUAACUGUCAUCAAGUUAACUCCGACACAGAAUGCAAACCACCCAAAAUUCGAAAUGAGUUUCAGACAGCACGGUUAUUUCUUUCACAUUAUGGGUUCCUUUCUCUGGAAGCACUGAGGGAAUCAAGUAACAGCAGCGUUCCUCCACCCUUGGUAAUUUUAGACAGUACAAACAGUGCCUUGUUCUCAGAUCUUGAAACAUUAGAUGGAAUUCCAAGCCGUGAUAGUGAUACUGUGCAUGUGUUUUACAUGAAGUCUGGCCAGAAAACUCCUGAAGAAAUUGUACAAAAUGUGAACUCUGUUGACAGUGUACAGCCUCAGUUUCUAGAAUUUUUACAGUCCCUUGGUUGGCCUGUGUUUGUACGGAAACAUGCUGGCUGGACAGGUAAUUUAUCGACCAGCUGGAAAGUUAUUCAUGAAGAAGAUGUUAAUGAAGAUGAAAUUCCUUCCAAUACGGGUGGCAGUAUUUAUGAUGGUCGGCAACAAAUCCUUUACUGGGCAGAUGUCUCUUCUGAAGUAGCAUUUGUAGUUCCUUCAACAGAUACAAUACACAAUGGAUCAACCACAGGAGUGAAUGAACAAGAUGCUGUUCUCAACGGAACUGAUCUCAAUUUGACCAAACCAAAGUCUCUUAUCUUGUUGGCAGACAAAAAUGGUAAAGAAAAAGAGAGUCCUGGUUCACCUCCAGAAGUUCCAAUAAUGAGAGGCAAAAAAUAUGGUCGUCAUUCAUCUUUGGCCGUUGGGCCAGACACACGGGUGUUUGUAGUAUGGUUAGAAAGCUUUGAAGACUGUGAUAAUUUUCCUUCCAAUGACUUACUAAGUUACACCAACACAGGAAUGGAGCAGUAUAGCUACAAUUCCAGUGCAUCAACAACUCAGAGAAACCAAGAGAUAUAUAUUAUAUUUAUUCAUGCGUUACAAAAUGGUUUAUUCCGAGUGCGAAUGCAAGGGCCAACUAAACGAGUUGCCAUGGCAAUACCUCUUGUUGAUGGAAUGGUAGUAAGUCGACGAUCUUUAGGAACUCUUGUUAGACAAACAGCCAUAAACAUAUGCCGGCGGAACAGAUUGGAAAGUGAAUCUUACCAGCCACCUCAUGUACGUAGGAAAGUUAAGAUUCAGGAGAUAGUUAAUAAACACCGGAGCAAAAUGACUGUUCCAGAAUUCUAUGCAGCAUUAUUCCAGAACGUAGCCAAAUGAAUACAAAGUCCAGAGCUGUUACGUUUGUGUGUAUAUAUAUAAUAUAUGUAUUGUAUGAUAUUUGUAUGCAUGUAUGUAUGAAUGAAUAAACAAGUAUAUAUAUAUAUAUAUAUAUACACAUAUAUAUAUAUAUAUGUGUGUGUGAAAGAAAUAUAAAGACAAACAGCUGUCGAUCAAGAAGAAAGUAUUGCAGUAUUGGCAGCAAUGAUUAAUAUUACUAUGAGUAUUUGUCAGAAUAAGUAUUAAUGGGUUUGGUAAAUUGAUUCCUAAAUUUCUUUCAUAAUGGAGAGAUCCGUACCAUGGAGAUCCAGUCCUAUUCACUGAACACUAAACCUCCUCUCCACCUGAGGAUAAAACCACACUUCAAGGAGGGCUAUUAUUUUACAGAGAUAUUUUCUUGGCCAGUAUUUUCAAAGUACGUUCAUGUUUGUAUAUAUAUAUACAUAUACAUAUGUAUAUAUAUAUAAUUUGCCACCAGAGACAAUAUUGUCAAACAAUUUCAGGUAUUUAAAGCUGGCCGGAAACUAUGUAUUAGUUAUAGAAUGAUUUAAAGAUUGUAUUACUAAUACUUUGUUACAAAAACAUCAUUACCCCAACAAAAAUUACAGGGUUAAGAUUAAGAUGGAAAAUAUAUCAUAUUACUGAUAUUUUUCAUUUAAUUUUUUUCUUACUCUUUUAUCCUCUUUCUUAAAUGUCCUGUUACUUUCCUCAGCACAUUGUUACUAGUCUUUAAUUAAUGUAGGUUUUACCACAUAUUUUUCUCAGCUUUUUCUUUUUUUUUUUCACUGAAAAAAGAGAAAAAAAAUACCUUUCUUCCUACUUUCAU
Molecule: messenger RNA, 5820 nt
Organism: Octopus sinensis (East Asian common octopus)
Lineage: Eukaryota; Metazoa; Mollusca; Cephalopoda; Octopoda; Octopodidae
Product: ral GTPase-activating protein subunit beta
Exons: 33
Coding region: 390-4994 (1534 amino acids)
Biological process (GO): regulation of small GTPase mediated signal transduction; activation of GTPase activity
Molecular function (GO): GTPase activator activity
Source: RefSeq, a predicted model, not a curated record